AUGACGAGCAGCACUACCUUUGUGAGCUGCCUGUUGAUGGACGUUGGGGAAAGAGCUUGCGCGAGCGGUUGCUUCCAUCCUCUAUCCCAAGCAUGCCUCUCCCUCCUGAGCAACCGUUUUGCUGCUGAUCCGAAGCAUGUGGCGGCAGUGGUCGCCUAUGGCAGCAGUACCACACACAACCCUCUUGCUGCGGCCUAUGCUGAAGCGAAGCAAUACCUGCAUAUCGAAGUCUUGAGGAACUUUCUGCCCAUCGACUGGCAGCUGAUCUCGGAGUUGGGGAAAGCCCUAAAGCCAGGAGGACAGCCAGGAGACCUCCUGGAUGCAUGCAUCGUCGCGACUGAUUUAUACCAAAAGGCCUACGCGAAACAAAUAGAACAGAAAAAGGUUAAAUGCUUUUUUUAUUUGUUUAGCGGGCCCGAGUCCUUCGUGGCAGAUGGGGAUGCGGGAGUCGUCAGGCAAUAUAUGCGGGAUGCUGGCAUUUAUGCAAUCCGCAUCUUUGCAGGGGGUAAACCUGCGUCGAGGGAUAGUGAAGGUGGCUUCUUUGACAGCGAGAUAUAUCUUCCAGAUUUUGUGAACCUGUGCCGAUUGUAUGUUCCUGUGCGCGCAAAAAGAACUGUGGCCAAGGCUCGUAUGCCUUUGCAGCUAUCGCCAUCCGUUGGCGUUGCUGUCUCUGUUUAUAUUCUGGCGAAGCAAGAGCCGCUUCCGCCACUCCGCAAGCGCCUCAAAGUCUGCCCUCCUCCCUCUCGAGAAGGGCUGAUGGAGGGAGGGCCAAGAGGUGAAGGUCGUCAUCGUGCACCGCAGUACGUGGCUCUAACAUCAGAGAGAUUCUUCUGCAGAGUGGAUGAUCCCGAGCAGCAGCCGGUAGCGGCUGUAUGCAAAAGCGAAGCAAUCGAGGAAGUCGAGGGCGAUGACAGUGCAGAGGGGAGAGUAGACUAUCGUCCUACUAAAGCCGCAGGUACUCCCGCAGUCGAAAGUAUUGCUUACGCCGUUCCCCUAGGGAAAGACCUCAUCCCCGUAUCUGCGUUCGAGGUCAAUGCCCACUUGGCGCUCAAGACGGAAAAAGGAAUUGUUCUUUUGGGCGUUCUUCCGAUCGCUAAGAUCAAGAGAUGGUGGUUCUCGGGUAGCAGCGAGGUGGUCGUGGCGAGUGAGGGUGAUGCCACUAGCGGUGUUGCGGUGUCUGCCCUAUUCUGGGCAUGCGUGCGGCUGGACUGCGCGUUGCUUUGUCGUUAUACGGGACGGCCAAACUCCCUCCCCCGACCGGCGCUGCUGAUUCCCCGCCUCUGCUGCCAGCAGAACUGGAAGGAAGCCGUGUUGAGUGGCCUUCAGAGCCAGACCAUUCAGCAAGCUUUCUGCCUGGCGCUCCUGCCUUUUGCAGAUGACGUCGCAUCCACUGUUCACCCGAUGCCUCCCCCCUCGCAUCCUGCGGAAGUGGCAGCCAUGAAAUCGCUGAUUGGUCGUCUGAGCCUCUGCCCGCGCAUCCGGCCUGAUGCCUCUCGAACUGCGCUCUCUAGAGAUGCGCCUAGUGGGACACCUUCUUGUCACGGCUCUAGCGUCUGCAAACACAUACACCCCUUGUGCUGCCCCCUGUCGGCCUACCCUGCAGCAGAGGACCCCCCCUUCUCUACAAACGCUAACCCUUCCUUUCUGCCUAAGUCCUCCAGAGCCUUCGGAGAGCUGGGAACCCUCCUAAACCCCCUGCUCAUCCCCAACCCCACAAUGCAACGCUUUCUGAGACUCGUUGCAGACAAGAUCCAGGCCGUUGCGGCUGCAGGCCUGCAGCAACAGGACGAGCAGCGCGGCUUUCCGCAGCAACAGCAAAGCGGCUAUCGCACAGGAUACGAAGAGCUGCUCAGGGCGAUGGAUGACCUCCUAGAGGCGACGGCCUUCACCCCGGAAGAGGCAGCAGCACCUACAGCAGCUGCUGCAGGUGCAGACAGUCGUCCCAAAGGUGACCCUCUACUGUGUCAGUUAUUUCCGCUGGUGGCGGCGGGCCCUCUGGUAGAUGUGGAUGCUGCACUGUUUGCGGCACGAGGCCUAGAGGCAGGGGUUCGCUCCGAGGAGCUCUCGCGCAAGGAACAAGUACUAAGUCUAAACGAUAUCAAACUGCAAGAGCAGUCGCAGACAGCAUUCUGGGAUACAGAUUCACUUUACACGGGGCUAGACAGCCAGCAGCAGCAGGGUCAGCAGCAGCCAAAGCAGCAUGACCAACGGGCGUAUGCCGUAGGGUCCAUAAAUCCCGUAAGAGACUUUGAAGUUAUGCUCGCUAGCAGAGAAACCAAUCUCACGAAGAAAAGGGCGAUUACAGAAAUGCAACAAAUUAUUCUGGAGCUGCUGGGACGCGCCGACGAGCAAGAGACUGCUGCUGAUGCUACUGAGGCUAGCGGUGUCGUGAAAUUCCAACAGCAGCAGCAAGUGUGUGGUGGGAUGGCUUCUCGGUACCUCGUUAGGGCCAUGAUGUGCAUGGAGGCCCUUCGAUCCGGCUGUGUGCGAGAGCGAGAAGGAAAAUUGUUUAAUGGCUUCUUGCGGCAGCUCCAACAGCUGGCCAGACCCGAGCAGUCAGACGCUGCUGCGUCUGGCGAAACACAGCCAACUCCAACGGGGGUACGCCUUUUCUGGGAUGUAUUUCUGUCCGAGAGAAAAUUGCCGCUGAUUACUACAGAGGAAGAUCCUCAUGCAGAAGUUGCCCCUCAUGAUGCAAUCUGUAUAUACACCCCAGCUCCUACGCAACAGCAGCAGCAGCAGCAACAACAACAGCAGCAGCAGACUUUCAGCACUGCUAGCAGUAGGCUGACGGCUCCCCCCCUCAAUACGGCUGGUAGUAGUAGUGGUAGUAGUAGUGGUGGUACUCACGGUGCUGUUUUGGGAGAGGAUUUAGAGAGUAAAAGGGACGACGGAGCGCUCGCAAAAGGGGCAUGA
Cyclospora cayetanensis is the source of this 2916-nucleotide messenger RNA. RefSeq lists its product as uncharacterized. The record is from RefSeq and is a predicted model, not a curated record. Gene Ontology annotation, molecular function: telomeric repeat DNA binding; double-stranded DNA binding. Gene Ontology annotation, biological process: double-strand break repair via nonhomologous end joining; telomere maintenance; cellular response to gamma radiation. The transcript is spliced from 7 exons. Bases 1 to 2916 code for a protein of 971 amino acids. NCBI's taxonomy places the organism in Eukaryota, Apicomplexa, Conoidasida, Eucoccidiorida, Eimeriidae. Gene Ontology annotation, cellular component: Ku70:Ku80 complex.